AUGGCACAGCAUCAGAAGGAAGCACCUCCACUCUUGCUGGAUGUUUGGCUGCUUUCCGGCGAGAAGCUGACCUCCGUACAUACAGCGGAGUUAACUGAUGUGCGCUCGUUGAAGCGGCAUUUGCAGACACUCUGCGGGAAGUCCAGAUUCUGUCAGCGUCUCCUUCACGAGACAGUGAACGUUGAUGAUGACACGAUGCUGACUUCUCUCAGCACAAACGUACAGCUGGUGUUGCUACCCUUUGAGCGUCUCUCCAACGAACAGAAUGCAGCCCUCGUAGAUGCUCUUGGCUCUGGCCAAGUGGGAGUUGUAGAAGACAUGCUACUACUGCCUGCAGAUCCAAAUUCCACAGUCAGGCAAUUUUCCCCGAUCACGAUCGCUGCUGGCAAUGGCUAUGAAGCAAUCGUGGGCUUGCUGUUGGAGGCUGGUAGUGCUUUGCACGCGGACGCUGCAACCGCUUCACCCUUACUGGCAGCAUGUUGCAAGGGCCGCAUGCAGAUCGUGUCGCAGCUGUUGGAGGCAGGUGCUGACGUGGACGAAGUCUCCCAGCGUGGAACGCCACUUACCUGGGCAGUAAGCAGUCACGGCCAGGAAGUCGGACAAGACAAGAUCGUCGAGAUGCUUUUGGAGGCUCGUGCUGACGUGAACAAGGUCGAUGGAGAUUUGUACACACCCUUGCUUUCAGCAGUGACUUUUGGCAGGAACCUGGUGAUUGUGAAGCUUCUCCUAGGCGCCCUCGCAGACACCAAUGCUAUCUGCCCUCGAAGAAAACAGACGCCACUUUGCAUAGCGUCAGAAGAUGGAGACGUGGCAUUGAUGUAUGAUCUUUUGACAGCCGGUGCUGACAGAAUCAGUGCCAGGCGCACCCCAUUGACGACGGCAGUCGAUGGCGGCCAUGUGGAGGUCGUGCGAGCAUUGACUUUAGCUGGUGCCACUGUGGACAUGGUCGACGAUGAGUGGUACACACCUCUAACCCGAGCACUCUGGGGUGACAAUGUGGAUAUUGUGCACCUGCUGCUGGCUGCACGUGCCGACGUGGACAUGGCGUGCCCCUACACCGCCCAAACACCUCUCUGCAUGGCCUGCCGCACUGGACGUGUGGAGAUGGUACGACUAUUGCUCUUGUCUCGUGCAGAUAAGGACAAGAGCAGUGUCCGGGGAAGCCCUGUGAAAUUGGCAGCCAGAGCGGGCCAUGUGGAGAUCUUGCGAUUGCUUCUCAUAGCUGGUGCAGAACCUGAGGGAGAUGAUUAUUGGAAGGUAGUGCGCUUGCUUUCGGCCUGUGGCAGAAGCGCAUCUCUCCUAGCAGCCGCCUGUGACUCAAGUCACGCCUGGCGAAAGGCGGUGGUGCUGCUGGAGGAAAUGGACCGGCGGAGUGCGAAGCCGGAUAUUGUUAGCUACAGCACCGCCGUGGUGGCUUGUGAGAAGGCUUCGGAGUGGGCUGCAGCGCUCUCGCUCUUCAGCUCUCUGCGCAAAGCGUCGGUGCAGGUCGACGCCUUCGGCGUGUCGGCCGCGCUCUCCGCCUGUGGAAAGGGCGGCCUCUGGGCCUUGGCACUGGACAUGCUCGCCGAGAUGUCAGACAAGUCUGUGACACCGGACCUCUUCUGCCUGAAUGGCGCCCUGUCUGCCCUUGGGCGCGCCCAACUCUGGGAGGAGACACUGCAGCAUCUGCAGAUGCUGCAGAGCGCCGAAGGAGUUGCACCGGAUGCGGUGAGCUACAACACCGCGAUAUCGGCGAGUGCAGAGAGCAGUCGCUGGCCAAUUGCCCUCUCCCUCUUCCAGGAGAUGCAAGAGAGGGACGUCGUUCCCACCACGAUUAGCUUCAAUGCGGUGAUUUCUGCCCUCAUGGCAGACACGCAGGAUCAAGCUGCUGCGGUGGAAGCCGUGUUUGCCCAGAUGCUGGAAGCGAAAAUCGGUCCAGAUGGCAAAACAUUCUGUGUGAUGAUCGGGGCGCAGGGGUCCGGUCUGCAUUGGCAACGUGCAGUUGACCUCCUGCAGGAGAUGCACCGCAAUUCUUUGGCUCAUGGUGAGCAUGAUGGCGAUGCGAGGCAGCAAGUGGCGGAGAUCCUCGUGCGAAGUGACAAGAGGGAACUGAGCCAAGACGUGAUCCGCCAGGCCGUGGCCGAUGGAGUCUUCAAGACCUUGUCCCAGCCAGAGCAUUAA
This is a messenger RNA of Symbiodinium sp. CCMP2592, 2160 nucleotides long. NCBI's taxonomy places the organism in Eukaryota, Dinophyceae, Suessiales, Symbiodiniaceae. The record is from the annotation of a GenBank genome assembly.